Molecule: messenger RNA, 2829 nt
Organism: Ictalurus punctatus (channel catfish)
Lineage: Eukaryota; Metazoa; Chordata; Actinopteri; Siluriformes; Ictaluridae
Exons: 7
Coding region: 201-851 (216 amino acids)
Source: RefSeq, a predicted model, not a curated record
CCAUGCAGAUAAUUUGUACUGUAACGCUUUCACUUUGAACACGUCCUGGAAACGCGUCCUCGUCUGAAUAAUACAGUUAGUAUAAUAGACAUGGAUCGUUACUAAAAACCUCGGGAAAGUUUCGGUUUUAUCGAAGAAUUAGAAUAUUUUUUAAGUGCGUAACUAGUUUUAAGUAGCCCAUCAAGAACAGAAGCGCGACCAUGUUGUGUGGAUACCGGAAUGGCGACUUAAUAUGCUUAAUGUGUUUCUCCGUCAUGUUCGCUGGAGUUGCCACCGAACAAGUGAGAAGACCAGCACCCACAUUUGAAAUCAUUGAGAAAGGAAAUUAUCUCAUUUUUAAUGCAAGUGCCCCUGAGUCAGCUGCACCUCAUUGUUGGAAAUAUGUGUUUCAGUACAGAAAAUGCAAUGAGGAACAAAUCACUGUGAAUGUAACUGAAGAUAACGAAUGGAGAGUCAAGGUGCAAUAUGAUGCUGCCUGCAAGUACACUGUUCAAGUGCAGGCAAAAUAUGACACAACGUAUUGUGGUGAACUCGAACGUGACAGUGACAUGAGCGAACCUGUGUAUUUUGGUCAGAAUGGUGAUCCAAAUUUGCCAUCUAAGGUGGCUAUGAUUGCCAUCCCUAUAAUUCUGUGCUUUUGUAUUAUCGUUGCUAUGGUGCUGUUUAGGAGACACAAGGACAAGUUUCUCCCCAGAGUUCCUACUCCAUCACAUUUCUUCAAGGAUAUGUUUGACAGUGACAAAGAAAUGACAAAGCAGCUAAAUGUAGGAGAACUCUAUGUGCCUAUUGAAGAGGUCGUGGAAGAGCUCCAUGUGGAGCCAAAGACUUCACACCUACAUCACGGAUUGUAAUCAGUAAAACAACAUAAAGGAUGAACAUGUUCCAGAUGACGCUUGGCACAGGAGGAAAAUCAUGCAGCUUUGCAAAUACACUGUUACCCUAGCUGUAACCCAAGUGCAGCCAAAAUAUACGGUCUAAUGUGAGAAUUCUUGACAUAUGAGUUCCAGAUCCACUGCCUUAUUCAAAUCAGGUCUAGGGACUGAGAGGGUCAUGGCAGAAGCACCUUUUAAGGUAUUUUUCUGUUGAUUUUUUGUUGUUUUUGGAUUGAUGUCUUCCUGCAGAAAGCACCUACCUUUCAAAUUUAAUCCCUGAGUGAUACAUAUCAUUCUGAUGUAAAAAAAAAAAAAAUUGACAGCAAACCAGAAUUUUUCUUUCUAUUGUUGUUUUGCUGUUGGGUGUUAGAAUGGGAAAAGUGUUCAGAAACAUAUCCGUUUUUACUUCAUUCUAUUGAAUCAGACACCUUUUAAACCAACAGAAGAUGGUUGAGAUGUGGUUGUGGCUAAAUGUGGCUAAAUAUCUAGGUUUAGGUAAGCAGCUACCUAUAUGUUCAGCUAGCUAAAUUUGUUCCGUAACAAUUCGGUUUUACAUCUGGAACAUGUCCACAGAUAACAAAAUUAUAAGCAUCAAGAGCCUUAUAUGCCUUUCAGGGAGGGAGUGGGAUUGAUUCUCAGCCCGGCAAUGUCCUCUGAGCAGCCCAAGAAUGUGGCCCCAUUAUGCAGCCCACACAUUCACUUGUCCACAAUGCCAAAUACACAGUUUAAACUCUAUUGAUUAUUUAUUUUGAAAGAUAUUGGACAGUAAGCACUAACUACAACACAAAUUAAAUAAGUAUGUACAAAGAAAAAAGGCUUAGUAAUAGGCCUAAAAUAAAUAUAAAUAAACUUAUAAUAGUUUAAAUAGUAAACUAUGAAUAAACUGGUCUAAUGCAUGUCAAGUUAAAAUAGAAAACAUACAUAAACGUAAAGAGCAGACUUUCUGAACAUAGGCCAUUAUAAUAAUUUUGUGAUUAGGCUGUACUAUAAUAACUUUGACACCAACAAAUCAGAUAUUCAUAAAUACCAGAGCAAUAAUAAAAUUCCUUGACGUUAACUGAACUGAAAGUAGCUUGAAGAUUAAGGAAAGGUGAGCUACCUAGAAACUGUAGCUUGUCAAGCUAUAAGCUUCUCAUCAUUUAAAGCAGUAGAGCAUCUACUGUAACUUUUCUCUGUAGAUAAUUAGCAUUUAUAUUAUUUCCAUUGUGAUGUAAAUAAUAGAAAUCAUUUUUAUAUUCUUUCGCUAACGCUUUUGUCCUCUUUAAUCUGUCUUUUUCCGUUCCAUCUUUUCGUUUUUGCUGUCCAGAGCUGCCUGCAGCCUACACUGCAACAAGUAGCUCUAAGUUAUAACGCUGACAUUAUAUUUAUUGCAUCACCAACUUUUGGAGGAAUUGUCCUGGUUCUCCCAAUUUGCCACUCCGGCACUGAUGCCUUCAAUUUCUCUCUAGUAUGAACGCUCCGAGUUUCUAUGAGAUAUAUCUGGUCAUUAUAGGCUAGACUACCACUUAGGAUCAUUUAGCCACUGACAGGACACCAAGUCAUAAGGAUCUUCUAGAGUUACACCAUUUGAAAGUGUUUGUUUAGCUGAAUAGCACUUUCUGUCUAGUGGUAAUCCAUAAUAAGUAGAUAACAUUUUAGCUAGUGUCAAUCUGAUUCCGAAAUACAUCCUAAAUAAAUUCUUGAUAGAUUCUUCAGUCAGAUUGUAACCAAAUAGCAUCACGUUACUUGGGCCACUCAGAUUUUGUAACCACAUCUCUUUUUCUUUACAUGUGUUUUUGUUAUUUAUUGUGUUUUUAUAGAUGAAUUGCAAAGCAGAUUUACUUUUUUCUAUCAUAUGUUCUGUGCAAACCCAUGCUAAAAUUUGUACUCCACUGCAGUAUGAGUGCCACUUAAAAAUAUAGAGUAACAUGUCUGUUGCUGUGUUGAACAUAUCUAAAUAAAAUAUAAUUUAUUUUAA